AUGGCGAAAGAGAGAAAAAAGCAAGUGCAAGAAUCCCCACAACCCGGCCCUUCCGCUCAGGCUACAUGUGGCCGAAUUCGGCAUCCAUUUCGGCAUAGUGAUAGGCAGUCUUUGCUUUUGGCCCCUUUUUUGGUGGUGUUCCCAGUGACGCGGGUGGGUGUGGGUACUAGGUAUGUAUUUUGGGAGUGGGGCUUUGGUAAAAUGGGGACAUUGAUUGGCAUAUUUACAGUUGAAAAGGGGAUUGGCACAGUCGUUUUCCCCUAUGGCUUUUCUUUUACUUUUCUCGCUCCACGUACCGAGGCGCAAGACCGCGGCGCGCGGGUCAACCUGACAAUCCGCACGUGCAACAUGGAUGACGCUACUUUGUAUUACGCACUUGUCAAAACGGCCGAGGCGCGCGUGCUGCCCAGUUCUGCACUUCACAAAAGCAUGCAUAAUUACACAUCCAUCCAUCUACGUAUCUACGUAUCUACUCUUGACUCUUCCGUCGCGCACAAGUGGAGAUGCACUCUUCGGCCCUUAUAUCUAGCAUGCGCCAUCCCCGACUCCGCGUCCUCGCGAUGCGCAUGCAAGAUCAAACCCUCGAUGAUCGAAUUCGGCGCGCGCUUGCAAACGCCAAAUAGGAAUCAGAAAGAAAAAAAACGAGGCUACUAUGCGAACACGAAUGAACGUGUUUGGUUGCCUCGGGUGAAAAGAAAAUUGCAUACGAAGAGCUGGAACCGCAAAGAUAACAAAACAAAAAAGUCGUUUGACAAAACGUGCUAUUACACAAGGUGCACAGCAAAAAAAAGUUCAAUUAUCGCGCUUCAUUGUCUACCCAUACGGCCGGAUAGCCUAUUCUUUGAUCUACAACAACAAGGUGCCUCUUUGGCUUUGCGCCACAACUGCCAAUAA
Messenger RNA from Bipolaris maydis ATCC 48331, 894 nucleotides. Lineage: Eukaryota; Fungi; Ascomycota; Dothideomycetes; Pleosporales; Pleosporaceae. The record is from RefSeq and is a predicted model, not a curated record.